AUGCCUUAUAGAAUGCCCAUCCAUGGCACAGCAAAUGCGCCCAAGUUUGACGGCACUACAGACAACCUCACCGAGUUCAUUGACGCAUAUGAGCAACUCGCUGAUGAAGCAGGACUCCAAGGACUCAAUCGCAUCAAAGGUAUUAUCCGCUACCUUGAAUGCGAUGAUCGAGAACUAUGGGGCGGAAUGCCCGAGGUGCAAGUAAGCAAUUACGAUGCCUUCUUAGAUGAGGUGAAGCAAUUACAUGAAAAGCUACAAACAUUGGGACACUUUUUUGAGCCACUGUACCUGCGCGCAUUCAGGAAAGUUAUGCAGCCACUCAUAGAUGAAGAUCGUAUUGGAAAGGCCGAACACGACCACUUAUUCAUGGAAGGAAUCCCUAGCGAUGCUCAGGCGCAAAUUCGCUUGUGCCUUAUGAUCAAGUUCCCUGACCACCACCCAUACAACCCAUACCCAUUCAUGGAUGUUUUCGCAGCUGCGCAGUUCCUAUUACCUGCGCACACUUUUCCCGCACCAAGCGCGCCAGCUAUUCAAACAUAUUACUACGAGAGAAUUGACUCUGACUCUGAGAAAUCAGAUAAAGAAGCUGAGCCAGAUGUGGAGGAUGAACCUGUUGUGACAGUGGAGGAAAGAAAAGCACUUGCACGUCCCCAAACUGCACUAUCUUACAAGAAAGAAUGUAAUGAGUGGGAUGUCGCCCAGAAGUUAUUCAAGCAGGAGAUUGAUGACUUCAACAAGGCAGAGAGGGUGAGGAAAGAAUUGGAUGACUCUAUCAAGCAUAGGAUGGGUCAUGCCAGAGAGUGGUUUAAGAAGAUGACGGCUAAGCAAGAGAAAGAGAAGGAUAAUCUCAAGAAAAAGCUUGAAGAAAUUUCGGAGGAACUAUGCCGCACCAUGGGUUGCCGAGUUGUAAUGCUAGUCAGUCACAAGAAGAAGACUGAUAAGUCCUUGGCUGUUACCUUACAUGAAUCUAAACUGCAGAGUGUCAAGAAAAAAUUUUCUGUCAGCUCUGACAGUAUCAAGGAGUGGUCUUCAACAGAUCCUACAGACAAAGAUCAGGAUGAUUUAGAGAUAGAUGAUUCAGACAAGGCUGAGGCCGAACCAGAACUUAUAUUGGAUGAAGAAGGCUAUGCAAAGCUCCCAUCUCGUAAGGGUGUGGCUCUCAGGGGACAACAGGAUUUGAUUAGAAACAUUUUUUUCGCUUCAUAUAAGGUCUUCACCAAGACCAAUAGACCUGUGCCUUGGCGACAGAUUGUUGCUAAUGCCCCUCACUAUCUGGAGGCUACUUGUGUUCCCGAGACAUUGGUGGUGAGAGAUCCUUCGCACAUGAGGUUAGAGGAUGUAAUUUCUCUCUGGCACCAUUGGGAGAGCCAAAGCCUUGCAAAGAAGAAGCUGGUCAUUUUUAUAAAUGCAAAGAAGGGUGAUAAGAUGAUGAAGGUAGCUGACAAAGAAGAAAAGAAGAGAAAGACGAAGGACUAUGUAGAAGUUCUUUCUUCUGACGAAGUAGAGAAGGCCUCAGCAUGGAUGACAACUACCUUGAAUUGGUGGACACCACUCGUGAUUUGGCAAAAUCCUCUGAAUAGAUGUGACUGGCCCUCUUGGGCUAAAUGGUCCUGGAGGCAUGAUUAUCUUCCGAAGGACAUUCAUGAAUCUCGGAAGAUGCUGGAAGCCAGCCUGAACAAACUUAGGACUGCCAAUAUUUCCAAUGACACAUCGGCCAUCUCUGUGGUGUUAGGAUUGGUGGGCAUCAUUGAGUUGCAUAUGAGGGAUAGGUAUCUACAGAACGAGGAAGAUGAAAAUACAGAAGGCAAGCAAGAGAUGGAGCAGGAGAAGGACACUGAGGUGGUGGUGGUGGAGGAGGAGGAGGAGGAGGAGGAGGUUGAAGUGAAGCAGACUGGGAAGAAGAGAUCAAGAACCCAAGUCCCCUCUCGAAACUCCAAAAGGGCUAAGACUGAGCCUAAGGUUUCUUCAAACAAGUUCAAGAAGCCAGUUAAGGCUAAGCCUGCAAUGUGA
Molecule: messenger RNA, 2010 nt
Organism: Suillus fuscotomentosus
Lineage: Eukaryota; Fungi; Basidiomycota; Agaricomycetes; Boletales; Suillaceae
Exons: 11
Coding region: 1-2010 (669 amino acids)
Source: RefSeq, a predicted model, not a curated record